Messenger RNA from Pedinophyceae sp. YPF-701, 2253 nucleotides. NCBI's taxonomy places the organism in Eukaryota, Viridiplantae, Chlorophyta, Pedinophyceae. The record is from the annotation of a GenBank genome assembly.
AUGGAAGGAAGGAAGAAGAGUCGAUCCGGGAAGCGGUCGAAGAUCGCUGUAGAGUCUCAUGAGGCGCAGGACCUCAUGCGAGCCUUCGUGGCUCGCGCGCUGGCAGACAAGACCACGGAGGCGUCCAGUGAGGCGUACACGCAGCUCACGGAGCAGAUAGAACGCUACGCGCAGCUCACUCACAACAACACCGCCACCGAGGAGGACGUCGCGACCCUCUCGGGCCUCCUCGACGCCCUCGGCGCCAGCGCGGCGGCCCUCUGCCCCCGACGCCACGCCCGCCUCCUCACGUCCGUCCUCGGCCUCCGCGUCUGGUGCGGCUACGCCGCCCUCCGCUCCGCCUGGUUCGCCCUCGUCGGGCACCUCGCCAUCGCCAACGGACCCCUCCUCCCGGCCUGCACAACCCGCCUUGUGGACAUCUUCCUCCCAUUUCGCGAUCGCCCGGUCCCGGGCGCCACCGCGGGGCCGUGGAACCCGAACCCCGAGUUCCUCAAGCUCCAGGACGAGGUCGUCGACGCGCUGACGGGCAUCUUGGCGCGUGCGCCGACCAGCGGGACCAUGGUGUCGCGCGCGGCCGUGAGCGCCAUCCCGCAGCAGGGCUGCGCGGGCGGCGGGCGCGAGGGCGCGUGCCUGCACCUGCGCGCCAUGCUGCGCGUCGCGGCGUCGCCCGCGGCGACCGAGGCCACGCGCACGGCGCUCAUCGAGGGCGCGGUGAGCGCCCUCCUGACGUGCGACGUCGCCAUCCGCUGGGAGGACAUCGUGGAGGUCCCCCGGGGGAGUGCCGGCGCGGCGGAGCCCGCGGACGAGGACGACGACGCGCUCGCGGAGGAGACGGAGGGCGAGAAGGAGGGCGACGACAUCUUCGAGCUGGAGGGCACCAGCGCCGCCGAGGCCGUGGCGCAGCAGGUGCGCGCGGGGGAGGCGGCGGCGCGCGCGGUGGCGGCGGGCGGGUGGGAGGGCGCGGAGCAGCUCACGUGCACGCUCGGCGCGGACGGCCGCCCGCGCGUCGACGAGGCAGUCGAGAAGAUGGACUCUUUGAUGGAGCUCUUCUUAGACUACUUGCAUCAGAGCCUGCCGGCGCGCGAGGGGGGCGCGGCGGCGGCGGGCGACCCGGCGGGCGUCUGGCCGGCGCUGGAGCGCGCGUUCUUCCACCAGCUGCUGCCGACGCACCGCUCGAAGUUCACGCAGUUCCUGGUGUUUUUCGCGGCGGGGCGGCUGCCGUACGAGGCGCCGCGGCGGCUCGUGGCGGGGCUGCUCGCGGGGCUCCGGGACCCCUCGAAGGCGCCCGUGACGCGCGUCGCGUGCGCGGCGUACCUCGCGUCGUUCCUCGCGCGCGCGGCGUACGUGCCGGAGGUGCUGGUGGUCGAGGCGCUCGAGGGCGUGGUGGCCUUCUGCGAGGAGUACCUGCGCGCGCAGGGCAGCGGGAGCAACGCCGUGGCGCCCGUGCUGGGCGGGGCGGCGGCGGCGGCCGCCGCCGCGGACGAGGCGGACGCGGAGUGCAUGCGGCGGCAUCAGGUGCUGUUCGCGGCGGUGCAGGGCACGCUGUACGUGCUGUGCUACCACAUGGAGCCGCUGCUGGGGCGCGGGCACGUCGCGACGCCGGCGAUGCGGACGGCGGACGCGGGCGCGGCGGUCGCGAAGACGGAAGUGGCUGCGCGGCUGCGCGCGCUGGUGGAGGGGGGGGUGGCACGGGUGCUGGCGCAUCCGCUCGCGCCGCUCGAGCGGUGCUUGCCCUCGGUCGCGGGGGAGUUCCGCGUGCAGGCGGCCGCGCUGGACCUCGUGCCGGGGAUCCUCACCGACCCCCUGACUCACUUCCACCUGGCGCGGGCCAACUCGAACCGGGGGGGACUAUUGUCCGGCGGCGGGCGCGUCCGGCGCGCGCUGGAGAUGUUCUUCCCGUUCGACCCGUACCUCCUGCGGCGCUCCGCGCGCCCGCUGUGCCUCGGGGAGACGUACGUGCGGUGGCGCGGAGGACACCCCCGGGGGGAGCGAGGCGUCGACUCCCCCGAGGAGUCCGCCGGGGUGCUGGCCUCGGCCGUGCGCGAGUCCGGCGACGCUCCGCCGGGGGUGUUUGGCGGUCACACCCCCCUGGGAGCGACGCCGCCGGCGGCGGCGCUGAUGCGGGGCCACAGCCCGCCGAGCGUGGACUACUCGCGCAGCAUAGAUAGCGCGGGGCUGGGGAGCACGCCGCACGGCGCCAGCGUGGGCGGCGGCGGGCUGGCCUGGGGUGCGGCGGUGGCGCGGAUGCCCUGA